AAACUUGAGAAAAGACUAAAAGUCAUCACAGAAGAGGAGAAGAAGAUGCCAGUCUUUGAAGCCCUAAAUUCAGCUAUGAUUUCAUCCGAUGAGUCCGAUGAGGAGGGUGAUGUCCUCAGAACAAGGCCCCUAGAGUGGAGAUCAGACGAAGUUUCCAUUUUUUUUCAAAAUUUGGACUCUCGCUAUAGAGAAAAUAUGUCCAACCAGCAAAGAAGGCAAUGUGUUAACAGACGGGUCGGCCCUCCAAGUACCAGAGACCAUAAUGAAGUUCCUGAGUCAUUGCUCUGGGCCAUUAAUUUGUAG
Messenger RNA from Porites lobata, 303 nucleotides. NCBI's taxonomy places the organism in Eukaryota, Metazoa, Cnidaria, Anthozoa, Scleractinia, Poritidae. The record is from the annotation of a GenBank genome assembly.